This is a messenger RNA of Coturnix japonica (Japanese quail), 1719 nucleotides long. RefSeq names its product dephospho-CoA kinase domain containing (gene DCAKD). Lineage: Eukaryota; Metazoa; Chordata; Aves; Galliformes; Phasianidae. Gene Ontology annotation, biological process: coenzyme A biosynthetic process. The record is from RefSeq and is a predicted model, not a curated record. Gene Ontology annotation, molecular function: dephospho-CoA kinase activity; ATP binding.
GCGUGAGGGGGCGACGCUUCGGGCCUGGCUGAGCGCGGCUGAGGGGCCGCGGGUCGCGUUGGGCUGAGGAUCCACACGUUAAAAUCGUGGUUUAUUUGUGAUUAUUUUCCCUUUGAACUUCACUUUCGAUCAUCGCCGGAGCUGGGCUCGGACUGAAGCUGGUGCACUUUGCCCUUCAAACCCUCGGCUCCUUGGGGCUCCCAUGUUCUGCGUCCCGAUUAUGUCAGAGGUAGCUCGUCUUCUCUUGCUCCCCAUCUGCUGAGAUCAAGCAGGGCUCACUAUCUGUCCUCGUGGUCUGAAGUGCUGGAGCACAAUGUUCCUGGUUGGGCUCUCGGGUGGAAUCGCAUCGGGGAAGAGCACGGUGGUGGCCGUACUCCGGGAACUGGGCUGUGCCGUGAUUGAUGCUGAUGUUAUUGCCAGAGAGGUGGUGCAGCCCCGCCUGAAGGCCUAUCAGCAGAUCGUGCAUUACUUCGGCCCCGAGAUCCUCCUGGAGAGUGGGGAGAUCAAUCGCGAGGCGCUGGGAAACAUCAUCUUCUCCCACCCGGAGAAACGGCGGCUGCUGAACUCCAUCACCCACCCCGAGAUCCAGAAGGAGAUGCUGAAGCAAGUCUUGAAGUACUUUGUGCUAGGCUACCGCUACGUGAUCCUCGACAUCCCCCUGCUCUUCGAGACCAAGAGAUUGACCAAGUUCAUGAAGCACACCGUCCUGGUUUACUGCGACCCUCAGACCCAGCUGGCACGGCUGAUGAAGAGGAACGGGCUGUCCCAGGCUGAGGCUGAAGCACGCAUCGCCUCGCAGCUGCCUCUGGAUGAGAAGCGCAGGAUGGCUGCUCAUAUCAUCGACAACUCCGGCGACCGCGAGAGCACACGCCAGCAGGUGCUGAGGCUGCACGCGAGGCUGGAGGGCUCCCUGGACUUCCUCUGGGCACGCCUGGUGGUGGGAACAGCCGUGGCUGCACUUGGAGGGUUGCUGUACAUCCUCCUCCAGCAUUUCAUCUCUUAAUUCACCUUUUUAGGGUGUUUUUUUUUUUUCUCCUCUCGGUUGUUUUCCAAAGGCCUGGAUUUCCAGGUUUGAAAAGGGCACUGAAAGGCCAUCUGUUUUAAUGAGCUUUGCCAGCUGAAUGCAGACAGUGGGGUGAGGUUUCUCCUACUGACUUCCCAAGGUGAAUGUGAGUUUUCUGGCCCCGUCUCCCAUCUGUGUUCUUUAACUUUCUGCUCAGGGUCUGGUGCCCAUCUGUGGGGUGGGAAAGGUCCCACGGAGGGGAUGAGGUCCUUCUUAGCCCCAUGGAGAUCUGAAUGGUGGCACUCCAACCUGUGGUGAAUUUAGGCACUUCAGUCUCUUCCAUGGCAAUCUCUUUAUGAGGGGAAUAGUUGGGCUCUCAGGUCUGGUUCCUGCUGCUGGGUGUCCCCAGGUUGACCCCCUGGGAUUGGAUAUGGGAUUUCCCCUUCUUUCACCUUAAACCUGUGGUUGGGAACAAGCAGCACGUCAUUCCCAAGGGCUGGAUGUACAGCUGGCUGCUCACAGCCCCUCUACCCUGUGUUUCUGCUGCCUAAACAACCCCGUGAGCAUUAACUUCCAAAGGGGGAUGAUGCACCCCCAGGGGGGCUGAGACCUGGGGGCUGCCCCAUGGAAAGGGGAAAGCAUGAGCCUGGGCGAGGCGGGUGCUGGCUCUUGGCGUUUGUUUUAAUAAAGCACUGCCCAGCAGACAGUUCCCCAUG